AUGGGCUUUUCCAAGAGAAAACCAAAUCAAAGUAUGAAGUUCAUUGUGAUAUUUUUCUUUGGAGGAUUUCUUGGCUUAUUUAUAGGACUAUCACUUCCAACAUUCUCUACAACAAAGUUGAGUCUCCCAUCUAGUUUGCUUCCUUCCAUUGAUUUGGCUUGCAUUCGCGGGAACAAUGCAUGGUCUUUCAUGAAGAAUAAUCAGAUUUGGGUUCCAACAAAUCCUAGAGGUGCUGAAAGAUUACCUCCUGGGAUUAUUAAUGCUCAAUCAGACUUCUUUUUGCGCCGAUUGUGGGGUCUUCCCAAUGAGGAUUUAACCUCUAAGCCAAAGUACCUAGUGACUUUCACUGUUGGAUAUCAGCAGAAAAACAACAUUGAUGCAGCUGUGAAAAAGUUUUCAAAGGAUUUCACAAUCUUACUAUUUCAUUACGAUGGCCGAACGACUGAAUGGGAUGAAUUUGAGUGGUCGAAACGGGCUAUUCAUGUGAGUGUUCACAAACAAACCAAAUGGUGGUAUGCUAAGAGGUUUCUGCAUCCGGAUAUUGUGGCAUCAUAUGAGUAUAUUUUCAUAUGGGACGAAGAUCUUGGAGUCGAGCAUUUUAACGCAGAAGAAUACAUAAGACUAGUGAAGAAGCAUGGCUUGGAGAUUUCACAGCCAGCUUUAGAACCUCAAAAAGGCUUGAUUUGGAAUAUGACAAAAAGAAGAAAUGAUAGUGAAGUUCACAAAGAAACACAAGAGAAACCGGGGAAGUGUAAAUACCCUCUUCUUCCUCCUUGUGCAGCAUUUGUUGAGAUUAUGGCUCCUGUGUUUUCGCGAGACGCGUGGCGCUGUGUGUGGCAUAUGAUUCAGAAUGAAUUUGUGCAUGGAUGGGGACUUGAUUUUGCUUUUAGAAAAUGUGUUGAGCCUGCCCAUGAGAAAAUUGGAGUUGUUGAUGCUCAAUGGAUUGUUCACCAAGGUAUUCCAUCAUUAGGGGAUCAGGGAGAAGCACAAACUGGGAAGCCGGCGUGGCGGGCGGUUAAAGAGAGGUGUGGAAUGGAGUGGAGAAUGUUUCAAGGAAGAUUGACAAAUGCAGAAAAAGGAUAUUACAAGUCCAAGGGAAUUGAUUUUUCUGAUUUGCUAGUUCAUAACUAA
Vicia faba (fava bean) is the source of this 1131-nucleotide messenger RNA. The record is from the annotation of a GenBank genome assembly. NCBI's taxonomy places the organism in Eukaryota, Viridiplantae, Streptophyta, Magnoliopsida, Fabales, Fabaceae.